AUGGCCGAGACCCUCCGCGCCCAGCACCCCCCGGCGAUGAAGGUCGGCGGACGUCGCCUUUCUGUGACCUCGCGCCCCAAACCCGCUCCUCCCGUUGAAGCGCAGAGGACGGAGCCAGCCCCCGCGGACACACCCCCGGACUACCCGCGCCCCGCGCCCCCGAGCGACGUCGCGGACGAGCAGCAGCACCACCAGCAGCACCACCAGGACGACCACGAGGAAGUCCCGAAGCGCAAGCAUGGCACUGGUGGCGACGAGCAUGAGCGCCGCCUUCAAGAAAACCUCUACUGCCGCGCGGAGCAGAACCGUCCUAGGCACGAGUUCCAGUCUGGCCAAAGAGGCGCGACUGGCGGAGCACGGAUUGGCCAGCCUGCGGGCAAGACCCUCGGCGCGUGA
Messenger RNA from Epithele typhae, 396 nucleotides. RefSeq lists its product as uncharacterized. Lineage: Eukaryota; Fungi; Basidiomycota; Agaricomycetes; Polyporales; Epitheliaceae. The transcript has 3 exons. Bases 1 to 396 code for a protein of 131 amino acids. The record is from RefSeq and is a predicted model, not a curated record.